Molecule: messenger RNA, 1971 nt
Organism: Lasiosphaeria miniovina
Lineage: Eukaryota; Fungi; Ascomycota; Sordariomycetes; Sordariales; Lasiosphaeriaceae
Exons: 6
Coding region: 1-1971 (656 amino acids)
Source: RefSeq, a predicted model, not a curated record
AUGUUGACGGCCUCGCUCACCCCAGCGCCCACGCCGGCCCUCACGCUGGCGGCGCCCACCCUGCUGCCCACCCUCGCGCCCGCCUUGGUCAACGCGUUCGACGCCAACCAUCCCUUCCUAAGGCCGCGCGCCGUGACCACCAUCGAUGGCUUCACGUACACGUACAGUGACUACAACUACGGUGACUACAGCAGUUGCUUCAAUUACAACGGCCUCGCCAGCUGCGCAAACUUCAUCAGUAGCUGCAGCUUCAACUACCAAGAGACCGACUACUCUUCGUUGGAGGCCCAGGCCACGGCCUGCUACUGCACCUAUGGCAUCUCGUACCUCAACUGUUACUACUCCCAGAUCGCCACCGGCAGCUGCUCGAGCUACUAUCUGGGCACCACAGACUUUGCCGAGUUCCAAACCAGCUACUACUCCGAAUUCUGCGGAUCCAUCCCGCCCAGUGUCAUGGCCCAGCUGAAGCCUCCUGAGACUGUUCCUCUGAGCUUCAAAUCUGUUACUUUCGUCACCGCCAGGAAUCCCACGAGGCCGGUCCAUACCAACUCGCCGCUCUACUCUGGCAGUGGCUCUUUGCUUUCUGGCGCCUGCACGGCCAGUACCGAUUUCACUCUGGUCGACGCCGGGAGCACUGUUUUCUUUGCCGGCUUCCACGGCUGCAACAGCGACCGCCCCGAGUGCUGCCCCUGGAAAGUAGCCACCGCCUCGGCGGCUGCGGCGACGGGGAGUGGCAGUAGCGGCGGCGGCGGAACCGGCUCUGAUACCGUCAACAACGUGGGCGUCAACUUCCCUGUGCCCGCCGACAGCGCCCAGGCUGUCCUGGCCAACUGCGCCGACGACUACUACUCCAUCUCAGGGGGGUGCUGUCCCAAUGGCUACUGGCCCUUCACAUCCGCCGUUGGCGGCCAGACUCCUUGCUACAGCUCCAUCAGAACCACGGCCUCGCCCCCCAACGUUACGGUGGGCGUGCCAGGCAACCCAACCGACACGUCCAAGCCGACGUCGGCUGUCGUCAACAUUGUUUGGUCCAUGCAGUUCCCCGUGGCGUCGUCGUCCUCGGGCAGCGGCGGGCUGUCGACUGCUGCCAAGGCCGGCAUUGGCGCCGGAACCGCCGUCGCCGUCAUCCUCAUUGGAACCCUCGCCUUCUGCCUCUGGAGGUCUCACAGGAAGACGAAGCAGCUCCUGAGCGAAAAGGCUGCCGGGCAGCAGCAACCCCCUGCUCCCGUUGGCCCAGCCGAACUCCAUCACCAACAAGCUGUCGCGGCCGGUGGCCAAUACGUACCCGGGCCACAUGGAACGCCUGUGAAGCAAGACCCGUCCGUCACGGCGUCGAGCGUGUCAGCGCUCGGUCCCCAGCACACGGGUACAUCAGCCGGCGGCAUCAGCGAUAACAGCUCGGGAAUACCUGGCUAUUAUGCCGGCGCCGUGCCGCCCUCGCACGCAUCGUACUCGCCCAGCAACAGCAACGGCACCCCAGGGCCGCCUAGCAAUGGACAGAGCUACCCGCCACCCAUCCCGGAAAUGAACGAGGCCAACGGGCAGUAUACGUACAACAACCCCCAGUACCCCUACCAGCAGCAGCAGCCGCAACAGCCACAGCAGUUCUACAACCAAUCCCCUCCCCCCGGGCAGCAGUACUACCCGCCGCAACAGCCGCAGUUGGUCUACAGCCAGGAAGCUGGCGGCUACGUGCACAUGCAGUCGCCGCCGCAGCCGCAGGGUGGCUUCGCGCCCCAGCAGCAGUACCCUCCGCAGCAGUAUCAGAACCAGGGCGGCCAGCAGGUCCUAUACCAGCCGCAGCCCCAGGCGCCGCCGCAACACGUGGUCGAGAUGAGUAGCACGCGCGAGCCACUACCGCCCCAGGAAGUCCAAGGUAGCUCCCCGCAGCCGCAGCCGCAGGAAGCACAACAACAAGCGCCGCCGCCGCAACACCCGCCGCACCCUCAACAGCAGCCGCCACCUCAGUAG